AUGGCAGAUUUCAUGGGCAACAGGAUUAUUAACCUGAUUGGUUGUACUCUAUUGUGUGCCUUCAUUCUGGCCUGUAGUUUAGCCCAGAGUGGUAUCCAGUUGAUCCUGUUUCGCGCCUUCCAAGGUAUCGCGACGUCUAUGUGUCUUCCUACGGCGUUCAGUAUCCUAACGGAUACCAUGCCCGUUGGUAAGCGGAGGAAUAUCGGGUUCGCCUGCCUGGGGCUCGGCCAACCGCUCGGAUUCUCCGUCGGUCUGGUAUUCGGUGGUCUAUUUCAAGGAUCUUCGCUUGGCUGGAGGUUUGGUUACUACCUUUGCACAGGAAUUACGGCCAUACUCACCGUGGUCAACUUUUUCAAGCUGCCCAUGGAUAAGCCACGUGAGCCUUUCACGCUCCAGAGACUACGGUCCGAGAUUGACUGGGUGGGAAUCGUGCUCUCAAGCUCUUGUCUAGGAAUCAUUUCUUAUGUCUUUGCUGUCAUCACCGAUGACCCUUCCAACAUUCGCCACCCCGGGAACAUCGCCCUACUAUGUGCCGCAACCGCCAUGAUUCCUGCUUUCUUGGGUUGGAUGAGCUGGCGAGAGAAGAACGGGAAGUCUGCUUUGAUCCCAAAUUCUCUAUGGAAGAAUACUGCCUUUGCGUCAAUCUGUGCCAUGGUUCUUCUAUCCUGGGGUGUUCUGAACGGCACUGAAACUAUUCUAAGUCUUUUCUUUCAAGAGGUCCAGGAACUAUCCGCCAUCCAGGCCGCUCUUCGAUUCCUACCGAACGUCCUUAUUGGCAUUGCCCUGAACCUCGGAACUGGACUGCUAGUGCACCGCCUUCACGCCAACUAUCUCGUUCUCAUCACGACAGUUCUCAGUGCUGGGUCCCCGCUACUUUUGGCGAUCAUUGAUCCACAAUGGUCAUGGUGGUAUUGUGCUUUUUGGGCUGUCCUUCUGAGUCCUCUAUCGGCAGACGUAAUUUUCACAGUCGCCAACUUGAUUAUUGCCAAUUCCUUUAGUGCGAAGACACAGGGUCUCGCUGGUGCCGUUUUUAACACGAUCGCCCAAUUCGGAACGUCCAUCGGACUCACAGCGUUUGCUAUUAUCUCUUCUUGUGUCACGCAGAACUUGGAUUAUAGCAACAAGAGCUCACCUGACGCUCUUAUGACUGGCUACCGUGCUGUCUUCUGGACAUCUUUCGGUUUGAUGAUGGUUGCCUCCGGCAUCGGUGCGUGGGGGCUACGAAAGGUGGGCAAGGUUGGCCUCAAGCAAGAGUAA
This is a messenger RNA of Penicillium brasilianum, 1257 nucleotides long. The record is from the annotation of a GenBank genome assembly. NCBI's taxonomy places the organism in Eukaryota, Fungi, Ascomycota, Eurotiomycetes, Eurotiales, Aspergillaceae.